UCGGAUCUAUUGGAGCAGCAUUCCCCUUUAAGCCCCGCAGAGCAGCCCUGCUGAAAGAUAGCCCAUUGUCUUAAGUCCACCCAUCUGUGGGGGUGGCUCUGCUGCUGCGCCGAAACUUUUUGCAGAGAAACAUUUUGAAGCUGUCACUUGGCUGCUGGUAGGAGACUGAUGGAGGACACAGAGGACACAGCAAACAUUAAGAGUGGAAACAGACUGAGAUAAUGCAUCAGAAGCAGCCCGAGGAGGCAGACCAUGUCCAGGCCUGAGAGGGAGAAGUUCUCUGGGACUGUCACAGUUUAAAGUGCAUGCUCGCAACAAAGCGAAAAAAAAAGUGCAUCCAGCCCAGAUGGAAAUCAUUUAAAUUGACAAUCGACGCGGUGUUAAGAAAGGCAUUAAAUGUUCCUUAAAUACAGGCCACCGUCCUGACAAGAUGACCCGUUUGGACUGCGGGUUUUACGCGUUUGGACACCUCCUCCUCCUCAUCAUCAUCAUCAUCAUCGCGCUUCUGACGCUCCUGGAGAGCUGCGCAACUCUGGGAUUAUCACAUGAACCAGAGAGCCUUCUGCGGGAUCUGCCUCAGUAUGAAGUGGUUCACCCCACUAGAGUGGAUGCCAGAGGUCACUUCCUGUCCAACUUCCUGUCUCACCACGCUCGCCGCGUACAGCGGCGGGAAGCCUCGGAGGGACCGGCGGACGUAGAUCGAGUCUUCUACCAGUUGUGGCACAGCGGCCACAGUUUGCACUUUAACCUCACCCUCAACCCACACCUGCUGGCCCCGGGCUUCCUGACGGAGAGGAGGUAUGGCGGCCUGGAUGGUGCCCAGAUCCGUCCUCCUGGAUCCUCCCAGUGCCAUUUCUUAGGUGAAGUGUGGGAUGAGGCCAUCGGCAAAGGAAGCGCAGCCAUAAGUACCUGUGAUGGGCUGACAGGGCUGUUCAGGUUGUCCGAUGAAGAGUUUUUCAUUCAGCCUCUGGAGACGUGGAGUGAUGAGACCUCAGCAUCACAGGCCCACGCCAUCUACAAACGCCACGCGUCCCCUCCCUCCUGGAGUCCAGUCAUACAGCCCAUCUCAGGGAAGCAACCUCUCAACGGUACCUGUGGAAUCAAUAAUUCCCAUCAAAGUUUUGAAGACACUGAGAGACAGCGGGAGCGGUGGGAGCAGCGGCAGCAGAGACGAAGGAGGAGAAUUCAUCAACGCUCAGUCAGCAAAGAGAAGUGGGUGGAAACGCUGGUGGUGGCCGACCCUAAAAUGGUGGAGCAUCAUGGGAGCAAAGCUGUGGAGAGCUACGUCCUGGCUGUCAUGAACAUUGUGGCAGGUCUGUUCCGAGAUGCCAGUAUUGGAAACGCAAUCAACAUUGUGGUUGUUCGACUCAUCCUACUGGAGCAGGAUGAGGAUGACUUAAAGAUUACGCACCACGCUGACAACAGCUUGAACAGCUUCUGUAAGUGGCAGAAGAAACUCAACAUGAAAGGAGAGGAACACCCGCUGCACCACGAUGUAGCCGUUCUGCUCACUAGGAAAGACAUCUGUGCAGCCAUCAACAUGCCCUGCGAGACGCUGGGGCUGUCCCAUGUGGCGGGGAUGUGUCAGUCCCAUCGCAGUUGCAGCAUUAGUGAGGACACUGGCCUCCCGUUGGCCUUCACUGUGGCUCACGAGCUGGGACACAACUUUGGGAUUCAGCAUGAUGGCAACGGUAAUGACUGUGAACCCAUUGGGAAACGACCUUUCGUCAUGUCUCCACAGCUCCUGUACGGCACCUCCCUGCCCAGGUGGUCACGCUGCAGUCGCCAGUAUAUCACCCGCUUCCUAGAUCGCGGCUGGGGCUGGUGCCUUGAUGAUGCCCCCAUGAAGGAUAAGCUGUCUCUGAACUCGGUGCUUCCUGGUGUUCUGUACAGCGCUGCCCAUCAGUGUCGGCUGCAGUAUGGAUCUGGCUCCCUGCUCUGCGACGACAUGGACAACGUCUGCAGCACGCUGUGGUGCACCGUGGGAUCAACCUGCCACUCAAAGCUGGACGGGGCUGUUGAUGGGACCAGUUGUGGCGAGGACAAGUGGUGCUUCAGUGGAGAGUGUGUGGCAGUUGGGCAUCAGCCAGAGAUUGUAAAUGGUGGCUGGGCGUCGUGGAGCGAGUGGUCGGCCUGCUCGAGAACGUGUGGGGCUGGAGUCAAGGGCGCCCACAGAGACUGUGAUAACCCAGUUCCUAAGUACCAAGGGAAGUAUUGUUUGGGAGAGAGACGGAGGUACAAGAUCUGCAACACCAAACCGUGUCCUCAUGAGCUGCCCACCUUCAGAGACAUCCAGUGUAGUCACUUCAACUCAGUGCCCUACAAGGGCAAGUUCUACAAGUGGGAGGCAGUCAUCAACAGAGUCAGCCCUUGUGAACUGCACUGCCGUCCACUCAAUGAACAUUUUUCUGAUCGGAUGCAGGACGCCGUCACUGAUGGGACGCCGUGCUAUGAAGGCAACAAAAGCAGAGAUAUGUGCGUCAAUGGCAUCUGUAAGAAUUUAGGCUGUGACUAUGUGAUCGACUCCAGUGCCGUACAGGAUCGCUGUGGGGUGUGUCAUGGUAACGGCUCCACCUGUACAACUGUGAGGAGGACGUUUGAGGAGACUGAAGGACUUGGCUAUGUAGACAUUGGACUGAUCCCAGAGGGAGCCUGGGACAUCCGCAUUGAGGAAGUGGCUGAAGCUGGGAAUUUCUUAGCGCUACGAAGUGACAACCCCAACAAGUAUUUUCUGAAUGGUGGCUGGACGAUCCAGUGGAAUGGAGAGUACAAGGCAGCCGGGACGGUAUUCACCUACGAGAGGACGGGACACCUGGAGAACCUGACAUCUCCUGGGCCCACCAUGGAACUACUGUGGAUUCAGCUUCUCUUUCAGGAGACCAAUCCAGGAGUGCGGUACGAGUACACAAUCAGUCGAAAUGUCUCAGAGGACAACGAGAUCCCUGCGUCAGUGUUCUUCUGGAAAUAUGGUUCAUGGACUGAAUGCAGUGUUACCUGUGGAACAGGUGUUCAGAGGCAGAUUGUUCACUGUGUGGAAAAGACAACUGGGAUAGUGGAGGAGCACUUCUGUGACCCUUUAACCCGGCCUGACGAUAACCAAACCAGCUGUAACAAGGAUCCAUGUCCAGCCAUAUGGUGGGUCGGGGAGUGGCAGAAAUGCUCAGCGAGCUGUGGUAGCUCGGGCCUGACUAAAAGGACAGUGCUCUGCAUCCAGGCAGUAAGUGCUGAGGAGCAGAAAGCCCUGCAGCCCAGUGAAUGUGAACACAUACCCAACCCUGAGUCACUAUCCUCCUGCAACACACACAUUCCCUGCCCAGCAGACUGGACCACCGGCAACUGGUCAAAGUGUUCGCUGACUUGUGGAAGCGGAGUACGUCGCCGUAAUGUCACCUGCUCUAGAAACACAGGGGUUGACUGUGACCCUCAGAAGAAGCCCCUCGCUGUGGCGACCUGCUACAUCCAGGACUGUCCACAAGUGGUGGAUAACUUUGGAGGCAUCGACUGGUCUGGAAGCGGCUGGUCGAGCAAAGAAGUGCUCAAUGAAAUCAACUCCAUACCUGAAGUCAAACCUCCUCCCAAACACAGCACCACCAGAGCCCAGCCGAGGAGUAAUAAUAAUAAUAACCUCAACAACAUUGUCGAGGGAGAUUUUCACUACCACAAUAACAUUGAAAAUACCAAUCAGUCUCCGGAAAAUGGUGUUCAAGUUGAUGAUUUUUACUACGACUAUAAUUUCAUCAACUUCCAUGAAGACUUGGAGGAUGACUUUGAGAGCGAUGGGAAAGAUUCAGGGGACGGAUUCAAUGCUCCGCAGGAGGUCAAGCCAACCGGCAGCGUGAAAGAAAAUGCAGACAUGGAAACUACAAGCGCUCCUUCAGCCAUUUCUACAUUUUCAAAGGCGUACACUUGGAAAACUGAAGAGCCACAGAACAGAAAUCUGAAUAAUGUGAAGGACAAUGGUAAUGCAGCAACAGAGGAGUCCAUGCAAACCAAUUCAGACAAUUUGGAUGACCUUCUCUCUGAGGAUUAUCUACUGCCCGUGUCUACCACUCUCUCACCGCCAUUGUCUACGAUUCAUUCACGAACACUCAAAGAGACACAUGAGGAGGAUGUGUGGUGGCCUGAAAACAUUAGCACAAUGCCUAGUCUGGUCUCCACUACAGAGGAGCCUACACAGGAUGUGAAAUGGGAGCAAUAUGAGGAGGAGGCUGAAAAUAACUAUGGCAUUUUCACUGAGGCUGUUACGGUGACCCCUGGACAUCGAACCGCUUUUAAUACUAGAACGGUGAGUGCUCAGGAGACAGAGGAACAUGAUGAUUAUGAGUACAAUGAAAAAAGCACAUUAGGUCCGGAUAUCUCUGCAGACCAGGACGAUGUAGAGAGUCCAGAACCCGUAGGCUCUCCCACGCCAGCAGCUAUAAUUCAGGUUAAGACCGAACUGGACGAAAGAGCUUCAGAAAUACCUCAAACAACCAGUCAAUCAACAGUAUUUCCAACUGCCUUCACAUUGGAGGAUCUGGACUUGGAUUUUAAUAGUAAUAGUACAGAAUAUGCCACUAGGGAGGGUAAUUCAUGGGACCAUACAGACCUUGACCUCAGUACAACCUCACUUCCUGCCUCUGAGGCACCCACUCCUCUCCCUGUUCCCCUUCUGCUGAUCUCAGGUAACCAAGAGGCCUCUGAUGACUCCACACAGUUAACUGGAACAGAAAUCAUACCUCCUACAAACCUGGAGGGAGCCAUUCGGCCUCCUUACGCCGAUUUCCUGCCAGCUACAGUGAAACAGAUGCCGACAAAACCCGCCUUCGCUGAAAGAACUGGAACAGAUUCCACAUCCCGAGCGCCAUCGUCUCCUUUAGCUGAUUAUGACUAUAAUGAAAUAGUCAUCCCCCCGAUGGUGAGGAGCGGCAGUAGCACUGAUCCUGGCCCUUCAUACCAGCUUCCAACAAGUGCAGCAACCACUCCUCAGCGUAGCAUUACACCAGUACAACACAUGGAAACAUCUGCUGUGCCCAUUUUGCCAACCCAUCCACCUAUCCUGUGGCCAACAUCUGCCCCAACUUCAGCCUCCACACAAGUCACUACCGCUGCCUACUGGGUCACCGGCAACUGGAGCGUGUGCUCCACCAGCUGUGGUCUGGGUGCCAUCUGGAGGACUUUGGCUUGCAGCACUGGCUCUAACUCUGACUGCGAUCCGGCCAAGAGGCCUGCGCCAGCCCAGCGAUGUUACCUGCGCCCCUGCUCCAUAUGGAAAGUUGAGGAAUGGAAUAAGUGCUCCAAGAACUGUGAAGGCGGCAUUAAAUCACGAGAGGUCCAGUGUUUUGACUUGCGGGAUCAACGGCCCCUACGACCUUUCCACUGCCGGGCCAUGUCCUCCAGGCCACACACCCAAAUGACCUGUAACCUACAGCCAUGUCUCGACUGGUACACCUCCUCCUGGGGUCAGUGCUCUGAAGUGUGUGGGGGAGGUGAGCAGCAGCGUAUGGUCACCUGCCCUGAGGAAGAUCGAUGCGACGAGGAUCUUCAGCCCAGCAACAUCCAAUCGUGUAACAGCCAGCCUUGUGCUCAGUGGCUUACUGGAUCAUGGGGACAGUGUUCGGCUUCCUGUGGUGGCGGAGUGCAGCGUCGACUCAUCAAAUGUUUGAACACAAAGGCUGAGACGGACGAAGAAGUGGAUCAAGCUCAGUGUGACCACGAGCUGCACCCUGAGAGCACCGAGAAGUGUAACUUACAGGAGUGCGAGAGCGCCGCCUCUGGAGCAGUUUGCCUCCGCGAUCGGCUAACGUUUCGUUUCUGUCAGACUCUCCGCUGGCUCGGCCGCUGCCACUUGCCCACUGUACAAGCGCAGUGCUGCAAAACCUGCAGCCAGCGUUCCCGCUCUAGCCGCACGUCUCGCCACUGAGCUGCAACCAAGUAACCACUCAUCAUCAACAGCAGGUCAACACUGAUGAUGAAAUAUACUGUAUAUCACCAUCAACAAUCUGAGCCCUUUCCUGAUGUCUUCACCACUAUAGACUAAUUAUGAUUUAGUUCCACUCCAAAACUCUGCAUGUUUGUGCCGGUGGUGGUUAAUAAUUGGAAAUAUAACAAAGCGUUGCCUCUCUCUCUCAGCAAAACAACAAGAAUGUAAAUAUUUGUUUGCACUUUUUAUAUUAUACAAGUUGACCAUAAUGACAAUUUAUGAAUCAACAGAUGUGGUGCUAUACUGUAUAAGGGCUCUCCUAUCAAUGUAGCCAGCUUAAUAAUGCAUUAUUACACAUGUAGAUGAACCACUCAUUAACCUUUAUGGUUGGUACAAUGCUUUCAUUUUAUUGACAGCAGCAGAUUAAGACAGACAGGUAGGCCUGUACAAUUCACAAUGCUCUUUUUACGUAUAAUGUGGUACAAGUGUUAUGAAGCAAAAAACAAGUGGUGCAUAAAUGCUUCAUGUGACAAUUAUAAAUAAUUGACUGUUUGCUAAGCCCCUCCCCCUGUAGUUACUUAUUUUUAGGCCAGCCAGGAUGUUAGACUCGUACUGGUUCCCUCGACAAAAAAACAACGGGAUUUUUCCUUUGGGUUUUGGAUUAUUGCAGAAAAUAAACUCUGUGGCAAACAAACAUUUGACUUCAACGUCCCCAUCCGCUUCCAACUUGUAAUUUGAUUUGAACAACCUCUGUAGUCUCAUUUUAAGACCCGUAAAAGCCUCAAUAUUCAGUGGGGUAUUUACUGACGUAUUUUAUGUCGUAGAACAAAACGUUUCUGAAAAUCUCUUCAGCUUGUGUUAACCACAGACCUUAUGUCAGGCAUCUAACUAAAAACCCAUUGACUUCCAGAAGAGGUAACUGGAAGUGCCAAAAGGCUAACUCAUUGCUUUUGGUUUUAGGACUCAAUCCUACAGCACUCUAUUCACACCACUUCAACGUGUGGAGAGAUCCAGAGCUUGACAGGCCUGCAGUGCCUAGUUACGGUUGCUAAGCUAUAUUUGGACAAUCGCUGUUCGGGGGGGAGUGAUUUAGGAAACAGUCAGUUGGUAUGUUUGAUGUCCGCAGCAGCUUAUAAAAAGCCUUUUUGAAGUAGCUGUAUUAGUAACAGCUAUGUUAUGUCACACACGCAAUUUUUUUUUAAAGUCACAAAGUAAAAUGUAAAAAAAUGUAGUGGAGCUGCAGGAACUACUCGGUGCUAGAAGCCACACAGGCUCCGAACAUUUUGGGUCAGGUAUUGGCAGGCCCAGUGCCUUAUCUACUUGAAUAUUGGAUCAUUUGAGUUAAUGUGAGUCAAAUUCAGCAUUUUAGAAUACAUGUUUUUUUUUAAGUGAUUGUGAAAUUAUUGAAAAUGGAGGGACUCGCUAAGUCAGUGUCAUAUCACAUUAGGUUUAGCUCGGUGUAUUAAGGAAUUAGCUAUAAAUAUAUUAUUUUAUACUUUUGCGAAUGUUGUUUUUAGUUUAGGAACUGAACUCUUAUUGACGCUCUUUCAUCUUUUCUGCUCGUUCCUGCAUUCACAAUCAUUGUUAGCACUGACACGCACGGUAUGCCGUCUGCAAUUCAGUCUUUUCCGCAUUGAAAGGCACUUCAGACUUAUCAAUGCAGUCCAGCCCACGCAGCUGUAUGCUAAUGUCAAAGGAAGGAAAACCUUUUUGCUAUAUUGAACAAAACAAUCAAUUCUUUAAAGGAAUACUUCAACAACAAAUGAUCAUUUUUAAAUCAAUUACACCCCCGUGUUACCUUGAAUUCUUGCACGCCUCCACGGUGAACAGAGACUCGAAAGACGGAGAAAAAAGUCUUGUUGAAUUGAAGUGAACGAUGGCCGCGUUUAACAACGGCAAAACGAUAUCAAAACAUCCGUUUGUAAACUCUCACACAACUCUUGCAGUAUAAUCCAAGUCUCAUUUAUCCAGUUGUAUAAUCACUACUUCAAAAACAUGUGCAUAUUAGCUAAAACCUUACUAUUUAAAACACUUCGGACUCCCACAGACAAGUAAUGCGCCUGUGCAAGCGUGAGACUCUUUAUGCGGAAGUGUUUUAGGUAAGGGAUAACGUACAGCUGGCAGGUCACUGUUGUGAAAUAAACCCUGACAGGGUCUGCCAGAGUCCGACAUCAGAACCGCACUCAUAACAACGCUCUGCUAUAAAGAAAUAACAGACUGUAGAACGUCGUGAUUGACCAAUCAGAAUCAAGUAUUAAACAAAGCCGUUUAAUAAAUAGUACAGUAAGGUUUUAGUGAAGAUGGAUGUGUUUGGGAGGUAGUGAGCAUACGACUGGUGUUACACCCCACCCUUGGGCAGCCCUAUGGGGCAAACAACACUCCACCACUGACCCAAAUCAACCACAGAAGACACCUUUUAAACUCUCAAAUCCAUUAGAUUUAUUUACAAAGAUCUACAAACAAGACAACAACACCAAAUCAUAGGCUGAGAGGCAGCGAGACCAGCUGUUCCCUCUCUCCCUUCUGCUGCUGCCACAGGAGCUUUUAAGCAUUUCUUUCCCAGGCCAGGUGCACCUCGCUGAGCAACGCAGCACACCUGGGCAGAGCUGCUGCAGAGGGAAAAGGGACAACAGCACAGGGAACACAUGCAGCCGUAACAACUGGAUAAAAGUUGUGUGGGAGUUUGUAAACAGAUGUUUUGAUACAGUUUUACUGUUGUUACACACAGUUGUUGUUUACUUCAUUUCAUCAAGAAUUUUCUCCGUCUUUGAUUCUCUGCAGAGGCAUGCGAGAAAAACAAUGUUCUCUUCAAGAAUUCAAAAUAACACGGGGUGAGUAAAUGAUAGACAGAUAUACGGGUCAUUCUGUUGGUGAAUUAUUCCUUUAAGCUGAGUUAAGGUGCCUUAAGGCUAUAUAUCAUCCCAUCAAAAUAGCUGCUGAAGCAGUGCUGCAGCUUUACAGAGACAUUUGUUUGCUAGAAGAAUGGAACGUUAACGUGCCUUUGUGUAUAUAUAAGGCAUUUGUUGAAAGUAAUCUGAUUUCUCAUGUUGCAAAACCUUUUCAUUGACGUACACGCUUUCCUCAAGCAAGCAACACAGGAAACAAGUUACAGUUGGAGUGUAGUUACAUCUCACACAGUUGAAAUAAUGCAGAAAUAAUUUACUCUUAAUGUGUAUUAAAAAUAAAUGAUACCUGCCCUAUAUAUUACAUUUUUUAUGUGUUUUUAAAGUACAUUUUUCUUUAAAAGUUUACAGGUAGGUGCUGGGAACGUAACGUUCAUAUGCUGCCUUGUUCAGUUUGAUGUCUCAAAAUUACGUCCAUUUGAAGUUCUCAGGAUUCAACUGAUCACACGAUAAGCCCCUCCCUCCUUGGUAACUGUUGCUAUGCCUGUCAAGCUUUUCAUUUUACUCUUUAUUUCUAAUAUUUUUCACUGUUGUUUCUGUUUCAUUGCAAUCAUAAUAACUGUAUGAUUUUUUCCCCUAAGGUUUGGGUAGGGAACGUUAUGUGACUGAAUCAUAGAGUAAUGUAUGGAGAGCUGAGGUCACAGACUAACUCAUGCAAGAAAGACUAAGGCUAAAACUUAAAGGUGCAACGCAAACAGACAGUAUGUUUCACUUUUACCAAACAACAGGUUUCAUGGAUGAGGAUCAGAUGGGUUUCGUAAAUGUAUCUCUGGUAAAUCUCCCCAAAUCCAGUAAAGAACCAGGACAAAACCACUAACCUUAGACAUAGUAGCAUCUGGGAGCACACUCCUCACACUCAUUAGAUGUGACAGUCUUAGUGAAUAGGUAGGGCUAGCAGUUAUUAUGCCGCAUCCCAUUUACCUUGGAAACCGGAAGUCGGAGCUAGGAAUGACGUCACGCAAUUUGCGUACUAAGGUUUUGUACAUACUAAAACAUCUCACAUACUGUUUUAGCGUACUAAAUAGCAUGUUAGUAUGGAAUUUCAGACGCGACCAUUGUUUACAGCAGCAUGUACUUGUCGUGGUAGGAACAGCUUAGGUGGACGCAGACAUUGUUAAUGUUAUCAGUUACACCUGUGCUCUUCCUGUUAGAACCACAUAUACGCUGUAAAAAAAAAAAAAAAAAAGGUCUUCCUAUUCCUCACACUUUUAUUCUGGUGUUUUUUGUUUUAAAGGGCAAAAAAAUGAAUUGGUAGUUUCGUCAUGCACACCUGUUAAUUUAUUUUUCAGAGAUAAUGUAGAAGACUCCAAACCUAGACACACCUGCCAUGCCCAAUUAGGAUUGUUUAACUGAUUGAACAAUCAGGGGAGGGCUGGAAGGGUCAAUUAGAUUUGUAAUGGGCUGAUGAAUUCACAUUCCACUUAUAAACAUAUGAAACACAGUUGACUGCAGGGAUUAUGCAAGCCUUUACCUUUUUCUCAUUUUUUGGACUGAUUUGUUUCUGUAUCUUUUCUGUUGUUCAUAUUUGUACAUUUUAAUGAUUAUGUUGGUUUCCAAGCACAAAAAUCCAGACUCUAGCCGAGUGGCUAAUAAUAGCUACUAAACACAUUUUACAAUCAGUUGGCUAACUACAAUCUCUUAAAAAUAUCUCACUGUAAACUCCAUUUAGAUGAACUGUUAAUAGGUCAUACAACAAUUACAUGUUUCUGAGAAAAUGUUAUUCAUGUAUUAAUCAGUGAUGUGUUAUUAUUACAUAUGGAUAUUUAUAUACUGUGCUUUAUACUACAAAAUAAAACUUUUGAAAAAAAA
This is a messenger RNA of Sebastes umbrosus (honeycomb rockfish), 10614 nucleotides long. RefSeq names its product A disintegrin and metalloproteinase with thrombospondin motifs 7. The record is from RefSeq and is a predicted model, not a curated record. The transcript is spliced from 24 exons. Gene Ontology annotation, cellular component: extracellular matrix. Gene Ontology annotation, molecular function: metalloendopeptidase activity. Gene Ontology annotation, biological process: proteolysis; extracellular matrix organization. Bases 431 to 5902 code for a protein of 1823 amino acids. Lineage: Eukaryota; Metazoa; Chordata; Actinopteri; Perciformes; Sebastidae.